AUGCAUGUCAAAAUUCCUAUAUUCCUAAGCAAUGACAAAAGAAAAAUAUCUCUACGAAUUGACGAUGCAAAUCUAAAUAAAUAUAACCAAGCUAGAAGGCAUAUAAUUAAAGAUAAAGUAUUGACAGAUAGUAAUAAAAUACGCGAAGAUGACCAUGAACAAGACACUACAUUGAAACUUACAGAAAAUAAUGCUAGGAGACUUAUAAAUAACUUUUUAAAGUUACAUGAUACACUAGCAAGACGAAAUAAUGACCAUGAUAAUAUAGACAUGAGAGAAUUAAAUGCUAGAAGGAAUUUAGAACAUUCUGAUCAUAAUAAUUUAGAAGCGAAUGGAGGGCCAAGUUUUCUCUACAAUAUUAGAAGAUAUGCUAAUAAUAAUGAAGAAACAAAUCAUAAUUUCAGACGGGACAAUACAGAAAAUAAAGAUUUAAACGUCCAUAGACAAAACUUAGAACAUAACACAGAUGGUAGAAGACAAGGCUUAAUUCUACUAUCUCUGGAUGAAGACCAUUAUAAUAAUAACCGAAAUGAGAAUAUACAACAAAACUUUGAUGUUAAUGAUAAUGAAUUUAAAAACCUUAAUGAUAGACGACUACUAGGAUAUAUUCCAAAUAAAGAGAAGUAUCGACCCAACAUAAUUUUGUUAUCACUCAACAACCCAGAUUUAAAAGAAAUUAAUGCUCUUCUUCAUAAUAAUUACAUGGAAAAUAGAAGGAAUUUUCAACGAGUGAAAAGCCAAGGGCAUAGUUAUGCAGAGGCAAUACAGGAAAGCAAUUUAUUAAAUCAUUUAAAAAAGAUUCGACGCGGCAAAGCAAGGCGUGAUGAUAAAAAUGACGAAGAGGAAUUACGCUAUGAUUUGGAAGAUGACAGAUUGAUUUGGAAUAUUGAAUGA
Colias croceus (clouded yellow) is the source of this 894-nucleotide messenger RNA. Its product is annotated as myb-like protein D. The coding region runs from base 1 to 894 and encodes 297 amino acids. The record is from RefSeq and is a predicted model, not a curated record. Lineage: Eukaryota; Metazoa; Arthropoda; Insecta; Lepidoptera; Pieridae. The transcript has a single exon.